Messenger RNA from Acanthosepion pharaonis, 1293 nucleotides. The record is from the annotation of a GenBank genome assembly. NCBI's taxonomy places the organism in Eukaryota, Metazoa, Mollusca, Cephalopoda, Sepiida, Sepiidae.
AUGAUAAAGUCCGGAGAGGUGGCCAAGCUUUGGGGAGAAAAGAAGAAAAACAAACGCUUGAUGAACUAUGAAAAAAUGAGCCGCUCUCUCAGAUAUUCACGCAAGGAAGGCUACUUCAUGGAAAUACCUCGUGAUGGCUCCUAUCCCAAAAAACUCUGCUUCCGAAGUUGGAAAGCACCCCGGGUUGCAUCUGUUCCACGGAGGGUCUUUUUUUUUUCUCUUCGUGUCUUUUUUUUUUCUCUUCGCGUCUUUUUUUCUCUUCGUGUCUUUUUUUUUUUUCUUCGUGUCUUUUUUUUCUCUUCGUGUCUUUUUUUUCUCUUCGUGUCUUUUUUUUUUUUCUUCGUCUCUUUUUUUUUUUCUCUUCGUCUCUUUUUUUUCUCUUCGUGUCUUUUUUUCUCUUCGUCUCUUUUUUUUUUCUCUUCGUGUCUUUUUUUUUCUCUUCGUCUCUUUUUUUUUCUCUUCGUGUCUUUUUUUUCUCUUCGUCUCUUUUUUUUCUCUUCGUGUCUUUUUUUCUCUUCGUGUCUUUUUUUUUUUUCUUCGUGUCUUUUUUUUCUCUUCGUGUCUUUUUUUCUCUUCGUGUCUUUUUUUUUCUCUUCGUGUCUUUUUUUUUUCUUCGUGUCUUUUUUUUCUCUUCGUGUCUUUUUUUUUCUUCGUGUCUUUUUUUUUUUUUUCUUGUCUUUUUUUUCUUCGUGUCUUUUUUUUUUCUUCGUGUCUUUUUUUUUUCGUCUUUUUUUUUCUUCGUGUCUUUUUUUUUUCUUUCGUGUCUUUUUUUUCUUCGUGUCUUUUUUUUUCUCUUCGUGUCUUUUUUUUUCUCUUCGUGUCUUUUUUUUUUCUUCGUGUCUUUUUUUUAUCUUCGUGUCUUUUUUUUAUCUUCGUGUCUUUUUUUUUUAUCUUCGUGUCUUUUUUUUCUUUCGUGUCUUUUUUUUUCUUCGUGUCUUUUUUUUCUCUUCGUGUCUUUUUUUUAUCUUCGUGUCUUUUUUUUAUCUUCGUGUCUUUUUUUUUUCUCUUCGUCACUUUUUUUCUCUUCGUGUCUUUUUUUUUUCUCUUCGUGUCUUUUUUUUCUCUUCGUCUCUUUUUUUUCUCUUCGUCUCUUUUUUUUUUUUUCAAUUUAUACCCGCGAAAGCAUUUCAAAGAAACAUUUUUGUUUUACCUCUGCAACAUCUUAUAUCAGAGUCUGAUUCCGAUCCUCCGACCGGCCCGCUCGGCUUAGCUGAACCGGCCAGAGUUAAUACUCCCGUCGGUGUAGCUCUUUGUGUCGCCGGGGUAGGCAAGUUUGCACAAAGGUCUCAGUAA